UAUGUUAUGACUAAUACGCUUUAUCUGCAUCGAUCGGUAAUCAUAGCACGAUCUUUUCCGGAAGAUAACGUUCCACAAAGAUCUGCGGGAUAUCUUAGAAACAUACGAGGACGUGGUUAGAAUGUCUCUUGUAAAAGUUAUUUAUAUAUCUCAAAUAUCAUUUCUAAUAGUCUAUCUAUAGACAUUAAAAAAAGUGCUCGGUUUUGACUUUAAUAAAUAUCGUGUUACUUACGUAUGAGCCCCCAACCUUUGAUUGCAUAUUUGUCCCGUUUGGAUAUCUUUUGGAUCUAUUAAAGGAUGGGACGUAUAAAGUGUAGUGGAUCACGAAAAGGAUAUUAUAUUAAAUCUGAUAAAAAAGUGGAUGAAAAAAUGGCGGACUCCUAUCUCGAGGGUGCUGCUAACAAGAUUGAAGAACGUCGUGGAGAUCUUGUUCUACGUCAACGAUUUCUUCAGGAUAAGAUUACCACGAUGGAGAGAUCAAUCCCAGCUCUAAUGGCGUACAAUAUGUGGAUGGCAGGUCAAAAAUGCGAGGAUGCACCGCUCUGCAAGGUCAGGGAAAUCAUGUCAAGAUUCUCUCCUCUUCCCGACCCUACGGAGAAGCUGGUCAGCGAUCUGGAGUCAACAGUGAAGAAACUCGACAAGGAGACCGAGGAGUUGCACGAAAAAAUCAUAGCGGCUGAUGUUCAGCUCGAGGAAGGCGGGAUGGAAUUAGAAUCCUUGGAAAUGACGAAUAAGGAACUUAAAGAGAAGGCUGAUAAUUUAGAACAUGAAAUCAGGAAGAACUGUGUGCCCAGUUUACAUUCUAUCCACUCAGAGGACCUUGUGAGCCUUACAAAAAUUAUACAACUGGGACAAGAGGAACUUGAUCGGAAGUGUUGUAUCAAGGAAUUAGAAGAGAAGGAAAUCCUCUUUAGAGAACAAAUGGAUCGGCUACUUAGCUCUAGAGAAUUUCAACAGGCUGCAGGAGGUAAAAAAAUGGCAAAGAGAAUCCGCGAGUUAGAGACGAAUGAGAAGAAGAUGAACUGUGCUCUCCAGACCCACAAGUAUAAUAUGCAUCAGUUGAAAAAGAAGUUACUGCAAAGGGAGAAAGAAGGUACAGGCACGAUACAGACCGCUGCAACGGCAGGAACUUCGCAUGGGAAAAGUGAUAUUACAGAUCUUACUGAUGUUUCGAACGGUGUACAUCUGCCAAAUACGUAUGUUACUUCCAAAUACGAUAACAAAGAAACUAUAAAAAUUGGAAAUGAAUCAAGAAUCUUGUCGGGGCGUUGGAAUUCGAAAAAACACGAGAAUCUCACAAAUUCUGCAAUGAAAUUAAAUCAUCAAAGCAGAGCAAACAAUGACAUCCCAUUUAAAUCUUGCAUAUGUCCUACCCCACUAUCAAUUCCUUGCAAUCAAAACCCAAAUUGUUUAAAUGCUCCAAAAUCAUCUGCUAUAUAUGAUUGUGAUCCUCUAUCAAAUCGAAUACCAAAAUGUGGAAAAUUAUCACCAAAUAAUUCAAGUCCUUGCACAAUAACCAUGACUCCGUACCAGUGUGCUCCUAGAUCCUGCUGCAUUCCACUUCAUUCAACAAUCCAGGGAAGAUCUCAUUGCAAACCUUGCAUAUCAAAGUCAUCUCGUAUUCCUGGGACAUCAAAAUUCACCUCAUCCUUAAGAAGAACAUCAGGUGGAGGUUGUUGUACAUAUAAUAUACAGCCUGAGUCUCCAGUAGAUACAAAAAGCACAAAUUUCUGUCCACCAAAAAAAAUCACAAACACAUCAACUAUGAAUUGUGAAAGUAACCCUCUUUGUGAGUCUUUACCCUGUGCAAAGGAUAUUAACUACUGUCCACCUGGGAAAUCAGUAUCCUCAAAAAAACGUACUCCAUGUAUCCAAGCUCCUUGCAUUCUUGAUCCAACAUAUCCAAAAUGUCAGGCUCCGACACCUUGCAAGGAGUGUCUGCCUAUUAGAGAAUUUGGAGGUUGCCGAUGUUCUUGUAAAGGUAGAUGUGCCAGAGGAGAAUCGGAUGUUCCAUGUAAUUGCAGUAUGGGAUCUAAUAGUCCCAAUGAUAAAGGUUAUCAACCCAGAGGAUAUGGGAAGACUGUUGAGAAUCAUUGUAAUAAAUAUUUACAACAAGGAAAUAGUGACAGCGAUGAGUUUUGUGCAUGCUGUGACUGCGGCUGCAAUGACAGUCAGGAUUCUGAACAUUGUGAAUGUAAAUAAAAUAUCAAGUACUUAUAAAUUCAUUUUCUAUAAUUCAUAAAAUUUGUAAUCAAUACACCUUGCUCUAAAGUGUGCUUA
Cephus cinctus (wheat stem sawfly) is the source of this 2280-nucleotide messenger RNA. RefSeq lists its product as uncharacterized. The coding region runs from base 298 to 2202 and encodes 634 amino acids. Lineage: Eukaryota; Metazoa; Arthropoda; Insecta; Hymenoptera; Cephidae. The record is from RefSeq and is a predicted model, not a curated record. The transcript is spliced from 5 exons.